AACUUAACUCUCCAGACUGAUCCACUGGUUCUCCACUAGGAAGACUUAGGUGUCUUCCCAGACUGAAGUGCCUGCAGGGACGGGUGGGCUAUGGUCCAUGCUCUGCAUCUGUUUCCCUGCAGGGGAACCUGCAGAGAUCUAUGAGAAAACCACCCAGGCAUGCUGGCUUUAUUAUAAGCAACUGAUGGACUCUAUUGCAAUAAAAGACUGGUGUGACUGGGCAGUGAUUAGCAGGCCUUACAGCGACCUGAGAGACUGCUUGGAGAUAAAUGCAGAAAACUUUGACCUGAGUUUCCCCAAUCCUUCCGCUGAACGGAUCAUCUUGGCAGCUCAUCAGAUCCACUUUGCCAAUUGCUCUCUGGUGCAGCCCACCUUCUCAGACCCUCCUGAGGACGUUCUCCUGGCGAUGAUCAUUGCCCCCAUCUGCCUUAUCCCCUUCCUUGUCACCCUUGUGGUGUGGAGGAGUAAAGACAGUGAGGCUCAGUCCUAGGUGGUGGGUUCUCAGCAGCCACCUUCCAGCUCCCUCUGCUCCCCUCCCCAUCUUCCUUGUACUCCCCAAUGAUCAAUGGACACAGAGCCAGGAAGGCUCAGUGUAUGCAUUUUGUAAUCUCCAAAAUAAACACUUUUGUACUCAGUCCCCCUCCCCA
Molecule: messenger RNA, 647 nt
Organism: Suncus etruscus (white-toothed pygmy shrew)
Lineage: Eukaryota; Metazoa; Chordata; Mammalia; Eulipotyphla; Soricidae
Gene: RAMP2
Product: receptor activity modifying protein 2
Exons: 2
Coding region: 98-490 (130 amino acids)
Biological process (GO): G protein-coupled receptor signaling pathway; receptor internalization; cellular response to hormone stimulus
Cellular component (GO): signaling receptor complex; membrane; cell surface
Molecular function (GO): coreceptor activity
Source: RefSeq, a predicted model, not a curated record